Stegostoma tigrinum is the source of this 4785-nucleotide messenger RNA. RefSeq names its product nesprin-2. Lineage: Eukaryota; Metazoa; Chordata; Chondrichthyes; Orectolobiformes; Stegostomatidae. The record is from RefSeq and is a predicted model, not a curated record. Gene Ontology annotation, cellular component: membrane. The transcript is spliced from 12 exons. The coding region runs from base 134 to 1963 and encodes 609 amino acids.
GCUGGAGAUUGUGGAUGUGUCCGUCUGGGGGUGACCGCUGCACUUUGUCUGAGAGCCCGCCCUGAGAAAGCAGCUCUGGUUAAAUCCACACAGAGUGACCCCAGCACAGGGAGCUACGCUGAGGAUUCUUGACAUGCACAGAGACACGAAUCUGUCCUUGUGUUUUGCUGACCGCCCCCUGUGGGAUUACUGGGUCGCAGAAUCUGAGGACAGCAUUGCUCGGCCCCUGGUGAGAAUUCCCGAUGGACAGCAGUGUGACAUCUGUGCCCCAUCCCUCGAGAGACGUAUCAAGAUGGAGCAGGCCUGGCAGUUGUGGCAAGAAUUUCUGGAUGACUAUUCCCGGUUCAAUGACUGGAUGCAUUGGGCUGAAGCCCUAGCCAAGGAGCCCCUCUCUUCCCAGGUCCUGUAUUCCAUGGCUAAGGAGGAGCUAAAGCGGUUUGAGUGUCUUCAGAAACGGACGGAAGAGCACAUGAUCCAGUUGGAGUCAAUAAAUAUACGUUACAGGCGGCUUGCCAGGGAACAGGGCAUCAGAUUAGCCAACAAGCUGAAAGGAACAGUGCAUGAUGGGAACCAGAGGUGGGAUAACCUCCAGAGAAGAGUUGGCAUCAUCUGCAAAAGGCUAAAGUAUUUUGUAACCCAGAGGGAAGAGCUUGAGGCUGAGAAGGAAAACCUGUGGCUACAGCUAAUGCAGUUGGACAUCCAGCGCUCCGAGCUAGAAUAUUUCUCCCGGGAAGAGGCAGCGGAAAGGCUCCAUUCACUGCAGCAAGCAACUGGAGGCAUCACUGAGGGAAUCAAUGCCCUGCUGAGGGUGGCAAGAACCCUGCUGCAGAAAUGUGAGCCCCAAGACGGGGUGACAAUCGAAGCUGAGGUUCAGGAUCUCCUCCGGUUCCAGCAGGAAGUGUUUGGACAAGUGGACCGGCUCCAUAGGAGAUGCCACAGCAUUGGCCAGACAUCGGACAGAUGGGAAUCGGUCAGUGGAGGGGGCCUUGGCUCUGAGACCUGCUGUGACCGGAUCCUUGAGGUUGGACAAUGCUGGCAGCCAUUGUUGCAGCAUCUACUCCCUGAGGGGGUUCCUAACGACCAGCCCCCUGACCAUUCAAACCCGAGCAGCCUGGACUCCUUACCACUGGAGUGGGACUCGUCUGUGGACAUUGGAGACUUGAGCACACUAGAAGGCAGUGUUUCUCUUUGUAGCUCAGAACUCGACCAGCCCGGUGGCCCAGACGCCAUUGCCAGUCCAUGGGGCAGUAGGAGAAGCCGGCAGAUCCACAGCAGACGGAUAUAUAACUCCAGCAUGACACAACUGAUGGAUGUGGGCUGUCAGUGUAACUCUGAAGUUAACAUGGUAUCAGGUGACCACGGUCCUCUGUUUGACACCCAGUUGCAAGUCAGAGACAGACUCUCCUGGGAUGUUGCUGAUGCUGUUGGAAACCCACUCGCAGGGAAACUGACUAAGAGCAACAGACUCCGGAAGUGGCAACAUUUGGACCAGGAAGCAACGAGAGCCUGGGCAGAACGAGGCCAUUCAGACUGGCUCCAAGGUCAGAAUGUGGGCCCCACGGCAAGGGCCAAAUAUGUGAAGCAGUGGCUGCAACAGCUGGAGCCCAAACAGAAGCUUAGCAAGAGAGGAACCACCACACUGGAAGUAGCUGCAGGAGUUGACAGGCUGAGUGUAACUGGCACCGGAGAAAUACCUUUCUACCGUUUCAUUUCACACUGUCCUACCUUAACGGCCCACCACCGACGUGACCACUUCAGAACCUGGGAGCUUCUGCUGCUGCUUACCCAGAACCUAAUGGUGGCAUUGACUGAAGAACCCACUCCUCAUGUGAACAUUGUGACUGAGCUGACCAACUAUCUAGCUGCUAGAUUCCCAACACGACCCAACCUUUUGAAUGACUGCCUAGCACAGAGACAGAAUGGAACCAGCUUGCAACUGAAUGGAUUGGGGGCCAAGAUAUAGGGAUCGAGACUGGCAAGGUGGGAAUCUGGAAUGUUAUGUUUUGUUCCUUGCAUCGUAGAGAUUGUUAGCUGUUUCCACCAUUUCGUAUCUUGUUCCUGUAUUUGUAUCUAUUUUCUCCCUCCUGUGCAUCAAUGCAAAAGUGUCACCUGUGGAGUGACAAUUUCCUCUUUGAAACCCCUCACCCCAUCCCAUCAGUCCAGAACAACACAUACCUGCCCAUAGAGUGACAAACCUCAUGACCCAAUGAACAGCCUGAGAGUGACUCCCUCCACAGUAACAAGUCCCAAAUGCUGUUCUGAGUGAUGCCCAUCCAUCCAUGAUAUGAAUCUAUCUCUACGGAGUGACACCGACUGAAGGGGUCAAUGAUGUCUUGACUGAAGACCUCUUUUUGUCUUUUUCUUUAAAAAGAGGUGGUGCUCUCCAUUCUCCAUCAACUGGUCCAUGGGGUCUAUUAAUAUUCUUGCCCCAUGUUACUGUUGGAGAAGUGAUCCUUGAAGGGAUGAGGAGGCUGCUGCUAAUCAAAGCUCAAUGUCUCCCAUUCAAACUGAUGGGAGCUCAUUAGCUGGCUAGAAUGGAGGAGAGGGAGAUGUGAACUUGAAAAACUGUACAACUUACAGACGGGGCAAGGAAAUGAAGUGACAGGAAGGUUGAUUGUAUAAUGAUAAAGUUAACAAAGAAUUUGUGUGGGUGUGAUACAAUGUGCAGCCUAUUUUAAUCAGAAUGUUUAAAAGCUUGAAGACUGCAAGGGGGAUGUUGAUCCACUUCCCAUGGGAAGUGGAUCAAUGUGGAAAUUAGGGUGGGGCAGAUAGAGGCCAUUUUGCCCAUCAAGUUUGUACCAACCCUCCAAACAGCACAACCACUAUUUGAAAUGGCUUAGCUAGCAAGUUCAAAGGUAACUGGGGAUGAGCAACAAAUGCUGACCUCACCAGCGAUCUCCAUGUCCUGUGAAAAAAUAAAAAUUAUUCCAUGGUGUAAAACAUUCCAUAUGCACCUUUUAUUACACCUAUCCCACUCACCAAAGGGAGCAUCAGCAUCUUUGUUUCAGCUGUGGAUGGCUAAGCCAGCAUUUGUUACCCAUCUCUAAAUGUCCUGCAACUGGGUGGUUUGCGAGACCAUUCAGAGGGCAGUAAAAAAAAUUAACCAUGUUGCUGUGGGCCUGGAGUCACAUGUAGGCCAGAUCAGAGAAGGAUGGCAAAUUUUCUCCCUGAAAAAGACAUCAGUGAACUUGAUGUAACUUUACAACAAUCAACAUUGGUUACAUGGUCACCACUGGCUCGCCUUUCGUCCCAGACUUUCACCCUUUACCAUGAACGUUAGCCUGAAGUUCUGGACUCCUAGUCCAGUGAUAUUACAUCUUAAUUUCCUUGUGUGGAAGACAUACUCCAGGGAGAAUUGGUCUUUCAGAACAGGGUGGGUAAAUCCUGAAAACAGAAAGUGGCAGUGAUUUCCUCAACAGGAUGCUUUUUAUUGUAAUGACACAGAGCAGAAAUGCACAAGUCAGACCUGGAUCUGGGAACAGCCCUUGGUAAAUAUUUGGGCAAGUGCAGAUGUGUCAGAUGUUUGGGCUCCAAACAUGUAGAGAGACACACACGUGUGUGUGCAGCCACCCACCCUAUGGGCAGAUCUCAGCUCUGAGUAGCAAACUGUUCACUUUACACCCUUUUGAACAAUGAGGGUGUAUCUGAUCAUGGACCCAUUCUUUUGGUAAACAGAUGAAACAGUAUUGAAAGUGUGCUUGUGGACAAGUAUGUCGAGUGUGACUUGUUCACAAACGCAUUUGGUUAUUUCCCACACCCUUUUGCAACAGCAACAAGUCAAGUAUCAUAAAAACAGCAUAACAUGCAGGAGCUUUCUCUGGUUGGGUUGGUUUCAUAAUUUCAUAAAUGGAAAGAAGUUAUUAUAAAUACUAAAUCAUCCCACCCCAGGCAGAGCCACUGUUGGUGAGGAUCAAAUACUCGUUGGUGGAUGUGCGUGCACUGGGAAUAAGGACACCGCAGUGUAGCAGUAACACUUUAACUAGACUGCACUGUGCUAGAGUCAGAAUGCAUUGGAAAUGGGCUUCUCCAUUCCCAAAAAGGGAGUAAUAGAGAAAUAAACCAUUUUGUGAACUGGCUUGAGGUCCCGUUGUUGUUUGUUCCCAAGUCUGGUAAUGUAAACAAGAUGAUUCCUGAACUCCAGCUGCCAUUGAAGGGGGAAAAUGAAAGAGUGAUUUAUUCAACCUUCCUCAGCUUCAAGUGGCCCCACAGUGUUGGAGGAGUGAUGGUUGGGGUGCAAGGCUCCCCAUUUUCAUCAAAACGCAAACGCAGGGUGUUCCUGAUCACCAGCUUUUCCACAAUGAAAGAAGCACAGAACCAGGGCACUGCAUACUCUAAUGUCACCAACCCCAUGAAGUCAUAAUCAAACUGUGAGUAGUCCCAGGGGCAGGCAUUGAACUGACGCAGAAUAAGUCCAGUCGAGAACUCCCAGACGUAGGUCCAGAGGGUGUAGAUGAUGCACCUCACCACACUUGGACAUCGGUCCUUGAGGUACAGGUACAUCCGCUCCACCACCAUGAUCGAGGUGCCAUAGAUGAAAAGGGCCCAAACACUGGUGACCCCUGGGAAUUUCCAGUUGAAAUUGACCACAAACUCCCAGGCAGCUGUGAACAUCACCUCACAGAAAUAGCCAUGGAUGGCAUAAAGAUACCAGCGAGAGAGGGCACUGAGGGGCUCGACAGCCGCCAUUAUCCUCCUGCCAUCCUGAAACUGCACACAGACCUGAAGCAAAACAGAUUAAGGUUAUUCCCAGCUGUGUUGGAAGGUCAGCACUCCCCCAGCCCAAAA